Molecule: messenger RNA, 1596 nt
Organism: Cinclus cinclus
Lineage: Eukaryota; Metazoa; Chordata; Aves; Passeriformes; Cinclidae
Gene: ATAT1
Product: alpha tubulin acetyltransferase 1
Exons: 10
Coding region: 32-868 (278 amino acids)
Biological process (GO): alpha-tubulin acetylation
Cellular component (GO): microtubule
Molecular function (GO): tubulin N-acetyltransferase activity
Source: RefSeq, a predicted model, not a curated record
GGCCGGGCCGGGCCGGGCCCGGUGCUCGAUCAUGGAGUUCCCUUUCGACCUGGCCCCGGUGCUGGGCGACCGCUUUUGCAUCGUGGAUCAGCACCUGCGGCCAGCGGGGCGCGGUGGCACCGUCAAACGGGAGGAGCUGGAGCAACAGCUGAGGACGGUGAUCGAUGAACUGGGCAAGGCCUCGGCCAAGGGGUCCCGUGUCCCCCCCAGGCAGGCCCAGGGCCUCUCGACCCCCGUGACCAGCGCGGCCCGAAUGGAGAGCAACCGGCAUGUGCUGUACAUCCUGAGGGACACCCGAUCCCCCAAAGGCUCCGUGCUGGGAUUCCUCAAGGUCGGAUAUAAAAAACUUUUCCUGCUGGAGAGGGAUGGGUCCCACGUGGAGGUGGAACCUCUUUGUGUCCUGGAUUUUUACAUCCACGAGUCCCAGCAGCGCCGGGGGCUGGGCAGGGAGCUCUUCAGGGAGAUGCUGCAGCGGGAGAGGGUGCAGCCGGAGAAGCUGGCGGUGGACAGACCCUCAGAGAAACUUCUGGCAUUCCUCAGGAAACAUUUCGGCCUCUGCGACCUCAUCCCACAGGUGAACAAUUUUGUCAUCUUUGAGGGGUUUUUCUCCACCAGAACUGCCCCUGCCCGGCGCCCGUUCCCACGGCCGAGGCCGGAGGAGCCGAUCAAGCCGUACUCCCUGAGCGAGAGAGACUUCCUGCGGGAGGAGCCGGAGCCCCCCUGGCCCUUUAACCUGUCCCGGGGGUCCCCAGUUCGGGGCAGCCUCCGGCCGUUCCUGCUGCGCCGAGAGACCCCCGGGGAGAGCCCCCAAAACCACCCGGAGCCGCCCCCGCGGCGCGCCAGCUCCCUGGGGCGUGUCGGCCGCUGAGCUCCCCCGGCCCCUCCCCCACUCUGGCCACUGACCCUCCCCCACUCUGGCCACUGACCCUCCCCCACUCCGGCCACUGACCCUCCCCAGCCAGGCCAUGGGGGGAUGGGGCCACCUGGACUUUGGGGGAACUGGGAGGGUCCCAUUGACUCAACUGGGACCUGUUCCCAUCCCAUAACCCCACUGGGAGCCAGUUCCUGCCCUGUAACCCUACUGGGAACCACUUCCUAUCCCACUGGAAGCCUCAACUGGGAACCAGUUCCCACCUCAUAACCCUGCUGGGAAUUGGUUCCUAUCCCAUAACCCCACUGGGAACCAGUUGCUGUCCCAUAACCCUAUUGGGAACCAGUUCCUAUCCCAGUUUCUGUCCCGUAACCCCACUGGGAACCAACUCCCACCCCCUAAUCCUACUGGGAACCAGUUCCUAUCCCACUGGAAGCUUCAACUGGGAACCGGUUCCUAUCCCAUAACCCCACUGGGAACCAGUUGCUGCCCCAUAACCCUGUUGGGAACCAGUUCCUAUCCCAGUUUCUGUCCCGUAACCCCACUGGAAACCAGUUCCCACCCCACUGGAAGCCUGAACUGGGACCAGUUCCCACCCUGCAGCCCCACUGGGCCCCACCUCCCUGCCCUGUGGGCGCCCCUCCCCCCCGCACGGCCCCGGGGGCGGUGCCUUCCCCUCCCCCCCAUUGUUUUUGGGGUAAUUUCAAUAAAAUCGGUGACUCCGA